This is a messenger RNA of Formica exsecta, 7616 nucleotides long. Its product is annotated as latrophilin Cirl-like. Gene Ontology annotation, cellular component: membrane. The record is from RefSeq and is a predicted model, not a curated record. Lineage: Eukaryota; Metazoa; Arthropoda; Insecta; Hymenoptera; Formicidae. Gene Ontology annotation, biological process: cell surface receptor signaling pathway; adenylate cyclase-activating G protein-coupled receptor signaling pathway. The coding region runs from base 685 to 4665 and encodes 1326 amino acids. Gene Ontology annotation, molecular function: carbohydrate binding; G protein-coupled receptor activity. The transcript is spliced from 17 exons.
CUCCGUCGCUGUCGUAGGGAGUGUGUCGUCGUUUUAUAGGGAACGUAUCGUCGCGCGUUGCCGUUCCCUUCGUAGUCGCGUCGCGACGGGUGUUACGCUCGCGCUUCUAAGACGCUUAAUUACGCUCUUGGACGGCGUCCACGCCAUCGUCGCCGUUCGUUUUGCCGCGAAAUUCCGUUAUGGAGACUCGCAACUUUCGUGCGAUACGGUGAAGCGCCACGGGCGCUAUCGCGCGAUCGACUUCAGUGUGUACGAAUACGCAGUGAAACUAGCGUCUUUCCGGCGCGCCGUGAAGUUCUCAAUUGCACGAUAUCGCGAAGUGGUGCGUAACUUGAUCAUCCCGGUAUCUGUUUCGUUCCUGGAAUCCGCUGAAGGAGAUACUUGGAGAGGAAGGACCGAUAGAGGAGAACUUAACGGAAUACGCAGCCGGAGAUUGCAGCCGUCGGCAGAUCGUGCCACGGCUAAGAUCGCUCAACUAAUAUCUGUGUCAGCAUCGCUCGGCGAGUUUCCGAAUUCCUGGAAAUCCCGAGGGGAUAUAACGAGACCCGCGCGGAUCUCGACAGUGUGUUUCGUGUGACAGUGACAGUUUGGUUUUGUUUCGGUUUCUGAUUUUUGUGCGAUGUGCUACCGUCCCACCGUUCUCCGUAUCUUCUAUCUCGCGUAGUCGGAGCUCGGAACCUCACGAUGGAGUGCCGCAAGGGUCGACGGAAAGGAUCGCCGAUCCUGGUCGGGCUGCUACUUGCAUGGCUCUUAACCAACGGCUGCGCCGUCGUCGCGCGAAAUAUAGAGAGGUACGACACCGCAUACGCCUGCGAGGGCAAAACGCUGGAAAUCGAGUGUGGCGAGGGGAAGCUGAUCCACCUGAUACGGGCGAACUAUGGCAGGUUCUCCAUCACGAUAUGCAACGAGCACGGGAACACCGAAUGGAGCGUCAACUGCAUGUCGCCCAAAUCGUUCCGUGUGCUGAACAACGAGUGCAACGACCAGCAGAACUGCAGCAUCGUUGCGUCCACGCUGCAAUUCGGCGAUCCUUGUCCGAACACACACAAAUAUCUCGAAGCGCACUAUCGGUGCGUGUCUGCAGCCACCACAACGACAACGUCUCGGCCGAGUCCGCCGUGGUUCAUAACUUCGCAGCCAAGCGUAUGGAGUACCGCUAAGCCGACCGUCAGGCCUCCCUCGAAGAUUACGGUACGGUUACCAGCGGCACAACAGCCGCCACAGCAGCCGCCGGCACCGUCCACCCCGUCGAUGCCGAUAACAACGCCGGCGAGCCCUACGUCAACAAGAUCCUCCGUCGACAUCGAGGAGGAGGACCAAGACUUAAUACCUCCUGCGAACGGUCCUCCGGCAAAUGGCCCGGCAAUGACGCCGAUUAUACCUGAGACCACUCAAGCUACGACAACGUCCACCUUCGCUCCCUGGAGAACUAGUCGAAGGACCACCGUACCAAGCACACUGUAUCCGGAGUCCAGCUCGAACGGUCAGUGGUACGAUUACGGUAGACAGGUGUGUCCCCCGGUGAUAGCCAGGAACUUGUCCUGGAACACGACCAGGGCCGGCGACGUGGCUGUGCAGAGCUGUCCCGGCGGUGCCAACGGUCUGGCCAGAUGGCGAUGUCUCGCCCGCGGAGACUCUGCCUUUUGGCACCGCGAUACUCCAGACUUGAGCGAGUGCCGAUCCGUCUGGCUGACCACGCUAGAAAAUCGCGUGACGGACGGCGACGUGAUCCUCGGCAUCAGCAGAGAGCUCUCGCAGGUGACCAACAAUAGUCGUGGUUUGUACGGCGGCGACAUGAUGAUCACCACCAAGAUCAUCAAAAACAUGGCCGAGAAGAUGGCGCUGGACAUAAAGACUUACCAGGAUCCGAAUCAGAGAGAGGUCAGCGUCACGGAGUUGCUCCAAGGCGUAGUGAGGACCGGCAGCAAUCUACUCGACAAGGCGCAAAUGGCGUCCUGGAAAGAUCUCAGUCAUCAGGAGCAGAUGAGGGUUGCCACGUCGCUGCUGAUCGGUCUCGAGGAGAACGCCUUCUUAUUGGCCGACACGCUCAUGCACGAGAAGACCAUCAUACACGAGGGCAAAAACAUACUGAUGGAAGUUCGCGUACUGGACGCGCGCAACAUCGACAACGAGCUAGAAGUUUUCCCCAGCGACGCCGCCCAGCAAAAGUGGACCGUCUCGAACGAUCACGUGGAACUUACCAGGGGCGCUUUGGUGGAUAGCAACGAGGGCGGUGUCGUGCGGCUGGUCUUCAUGGCAUUUGACAGACUCGAGGAGAUACUGCAGCCGCAAGCCGAGCCGCCGUCCGUCGUCAUGAACGACGAUCCCCAGCCCGUGUCGCGGAGAAACACCACUCGUAUUCUCAACAGCAAAGUUAUCUCGGCGUCCUUGGGAAAAGGCCGGCACAUACAGCUCUCGGAGCCCGUCCGGGUGUAUUUCAGGCAUCUGGUAGUCGAGAAUGUCACCAACCCCACUUGCGUCUUCUGGGAUUACAUCUUGAGUGCGUGGUCGGACGAGGGAUGCCAAAUACAAAAGACCAACGAGACUCACACCGUAUGCGAAUGCAAUCACCUGACGAACUUUGCCGUGCUGAUGGACGUGCACGCCGUCAGAUUGGACAUCGCUCAUCAAGUCGCUCUGCAAAUCAUCACGUAUAUAGGCUGCAUCAUUUCCGUCGUCUGUCUCGUUCUGGCCAUUCUCACAUUUCAAUUAUUUCGCGGACUGAAGUCGGAUAGGACGACGAUUCACAAGAAUCUCUGCAUGUGCCUGCUGAUAGCCGAGAUACUCUUUGUUUGUGGGAUCGGUCAGACGAAUCAGAGGGUCCUCUGCGGCAUCGUGGCCGGCUUAUUGCACUUCUUCUUCUUGUGUGCAUUUGCCUGGAUGUUCCUCGAAGGAUUCCAAUUAUACGUGAUGCUGAUCGAAGUCUUCGAGGCGGAAAAAUCUCGACUUCGUUGGUAUUAUCUGGUCGCAUAUGGCGCACCGCUACUGGUUGUAGGAAUUUCCUGCAUAAUUGAUCCACUCAGCUACGGUACCGAUCGGUAUUGCUGGCUGCGUGCAGAUAAUUAUUUCAUCUUUAGCUUCGUUGGGCCUGUGAUACUCGUUAUAUUGGCGAAUCUGGUAUUUCUAUCGAUGGCGAUCUACAUGAUGUGUCGGCAUGCGAACACUACCGUAGCCAUGAAAAGUAAAGAGCAUUCCCGACUGGCUAGCGCAAGUGGAAAGGAAGAGAAUGCUCUUCCCAACAAAUUGCAAGCGCACUUGGCCUGGCUGCGGGGAGCUAUCGUGCUAGUGUUUCUACUAGGUCUGACCUGGACGUUCGGGCUCCUCUACUUAAACCAAGAGUCCGUUGUGAUGGCGUACAUCUUCACCGUAUUGAACAGUCUCCAGGGGCUGUUUAUCUUUGUGUUCCAUUGCGUACAGAACGAGAAGGUGAGGAAGGAGUAUAGAAAGUUCGUGCGUCGCCAUUCCUGGCUGCCGAAAUGCCUGAGGUGCUCGAAGACGGUGACGGGCGGCUCGGCCGGCUCCACCGGUGGCACCGGCGGCGCCGGCGGCGCCAACGGUGGCAAGGACUUCGCCUCGCACAACACCUCGUCGAAUCCGUCGGCCCCUACCACCGAUAGCUCCGGACUGUCACCUCAUGCGGCUACCAAUUACUUGGUAUCCGGUCGAAGCUGGGCGAUAGUCGAUAGGCAGCCGGCAGUACCGGUGCCAGAUGAAUCUGCCUCGACCGAGGCUCACAUCGUGGCCACCCUGCCGUACGCACGUCACGCCUUCUUACCCUCAGCUCCCAAUAUCCCCAAAUCUGCCACCGCCACUUGGGGCCACCUUAACAAAAACCUCAUGUGGAAGAACAUUUCUUUUAAGUCCUACUCCCGCGAUUCCGGACACGGCGGCUCCGAACAGGAGGAUUCCCCGCGGACACACAACACCCUGACACUCGGCCAUUCCGGUAGGAGACGUGGACCGAAUGACGGCGGCGAGAUGAACACCGGUACCAGGACGACCGGCGGUGGUAGACGUGCCGCGAUGCCAUACAAUCACACUUACACCGAGAUCGUGGAUGGUCGCGGCAAUGGCGGUGCCGGGCAUCAUCAGUUGCACGGUCACCACGGCCAACACGUGCAUCUGCCGCGCGGCCUCAUCAACGAGGACGACCCGGUAUACGAGGAGAUCGAGCGUAGCGGCGGUGGCGGCAACGGUAACGGCGGUGUUGUCGGCGCCGGCGAGAUCCAGGUGUCGGAUAUGUCCGACGAAGACGGUCGACGGCAGAGCGACAUGAGCAGACAGUCUUCGAGGAGCUACGGCGAUCAUCGACCGUUGAUACCGUAUUCGCCCGCCGCUGACCGCAACCUGGCGCAUUAUGGCCAGGCGAUGACGGAACGUGGCGGGAGUGCCGGCGCCAAUCUCGCGCAUUACGAUUCGACGGAAUACGGACCGACGGUGGAGCGUACCCUGAACGCCUGCUGGGAGAAGCUGCGCCGGCAGCAAGCCAGGUAUGAACUCGGGGACUUGCCGCGGCUACCAGCGGCGUACGGCAUGCCGCCGCAGCAGGACCACACGCGGACGGUGGCCGUACUGGACGGUCACACCGUCGUCUGUCAUCUGCAACCGCAAACGGACAUGUACACGGGCCGCGGUAUGCCGCCACCGUCUUACAGCGAGUGUUAGGUUCCAACCCGGUUCGAAGACUCUUUCUCGGUUUCCCGCGAAGGAACGAUGGACGCUCCCUAAGUGACGAAACGGAGUUGAAUCGUUUGGAUGGUUUGUUUCGUCCGGGAUUAUAUGGUGGUGGCUGGGAGAGAUGAUGACGGUGAUAACGAUUCGUUCCUGAAGAGAACAAUCACAUGUCGAUUCCCAUCCGGAGAAUCCGCGGGAGAUGGACGUGCCGCUUUUUAGCUCAAGCAUAAGCGCGACAGUGUCUUGAUUGGCAGAUCGUCGCGUUUUAGCCAUAAUCGACGUAUCGCGAGCGUUCUAGGGAGCGCCGCCCUUGUCUCCGUUCAGGUGGAAUUUGAUCGGUCGUCUCCUCGGAACGAGCGGGACGAAAGGAAAGAAAGGAUGAGAGUGAGCGAGAGAAAGAGAAUGAAAGAGGAAGAGCGAAUGCGAGAUCGAUGGGUAUCCAACUAGGCUGCCACGUCGUCCAACGGAUACCCGCGUCUCUUAGGAUACAUCGUAUUGAUGUGUGCGUGAGUUCGUACCACCGCGACGCGGACUCUGUAUAAUAGAAUUGUAGCGAACCUCUCGUUUAAGCUAAGUCGACGACGACGACGUGCCCGUCGUGGCCGGGCGUUUGGAAUUGGCGAACUGAGUGCGCGGGUAAAAACCGGAACGUGACGAGUCCUGAUGGGGGAUAGGAGCUUUGCGAAGUCCGAAGCAACACGACGAUCGGAGAUUUCGAAAAGAUUUAUUCUGGAUUCAAGCGCGAUGUUUUUGCGGAUUUCAUACGAGCGUAACGAACCAAAGUUUUGUUAUCUUGAUGUUAAAGGUAGCUCGUGGAAAUUUUUGCACAAUAUUUGUCGUAUAUAAAUAUUCGAGAUAUAUAUUAAUUUUUUUAAAUAAUUGUUUUAAUAUAUGAAAGCUAUAUAUAAUGUAAUUUAUAAAAAAUAACUUUAUAUUUUUUUUUUCUAUAAUAAUGUUAAAUACAUUUCAGCAUUUAAGAUAUUUGUUUUUAAGAGAUCUUUACUGUUAUAGUUUUAUUAGAGAUUCCAUCAAUCAAUUUUCUUUAUUUAUUUUAAAAGUAGCUAUAUAUUUGAUUUUAUAUAUAUGUAUAUUAUUGAUUUCAGUUUUCAUAAAAUGCGCAUGUUUUAAAAUGGUCUUGCGAAUUGUGAGAAAUAUAGUUUAGCUUUUUUGAAUAGAGGUAUUGAAUUGUUCGGGCAAACAUACGCGCCGUAUCGCGUUUCUAGAAAUCAUUUCAUCCAAUAUGUUUCCUACAGCAAUAACAUUCUAAUGUUAUCGAGAUUUCGAAACAGAUCCUAUCUUCGUGCGCGACGGACUUCAAGGGAGGAGAUAUUACGUGAGCAUCAUCGAUACUCGGCACAUCUGCGUCAACCCUUCCCAGACCCGCGUCACCGCCGCAUUGAUUGUAACGGGUUGGGAAGGGUUACGGGACACGACAAACCGCGUAUCGUAAGCUGGCAUUCAGUAUGGUAAGUGGAUUCACUGGCGGCUCAGUCGUCGCUCGUCCGGCAAUAUUAGGUGUCGCGUUGAUCGUAGUAUUAAACGCGGUUCACCGUAUAGCCGAAUGUAAGCUACGUGUAAAUCACCAUGUGAUGUUCGUAUCGUUUGCAUCUAGCUAGCUAUGGCGAAUCGCAUUUAAUAUGCCGCUUAAACGUUACAGCUCGUAUCGCCACAAUGCGACGAAUGACUCGCCCGGACUCUUAUCAAUUUUACUUUUGAAUCUAUAUACUAUAAGUAUUCGGCGGGGCAAAGCUUUCCAAACGUGGUGGAUGGCGUGGCUUCCCCCAAACUUUAGAAAAACAGGCAUUGUAAUAUAGAUCUAGACAUAUCGCCUCUGGCCGAAUACGCGACCAUCAACGAUGCGCCGGUGUUGUCGACAAGUCGAGGAUCGACACGUGCCCGUAUCUUGAUCCUUACGCAGGAUUACAACGGCUCGAUAAAGGAAUCGCUAUAUUAAUUCGUGAGAUGAGAUUGCUGUAGUGAUAUUCACUUCGCGCCAUGGUAAAAAUAGCGUUUAAAGUGACAUUAAUUUCUGAGAAUUUAAUCAAGAACAUCGAUGAUACCAUUUUUUAAAAAAUUAUAAUUAAAACGGGGAAUAUCUUUAUAUAUUGUGACACAAAGCAACGCAGUUUGGAGCGAUCUCACCGCACGUUAAUGAUAUUUUUGCUUCAACGCCUCUUGAUAAAUAUGAUAUUUGUUUUAUGCAAAAUAUUCGUCAAGAAAAUACAUGCAAAACAUAUUAUUUUACAAUUUUAAAUAUGAAAAAUACAAUCGGCUUCAGGCAUAUGCACUCUGAGUUUUUGUAUAGCAUUUUUUUUCGUUAAUCUUUUAAAUAUUACUAAGAGAGAAUUAUAAAAAGUUAUUUAUAAAUUAGUAUUAUUUUUUGAUAUGUAAAAAUUCAUAAACCAUCAAACCUUAAUCUUUAAUGGUUUAAAAUAAUUCAACAAAAUUCGUCACUAAAAAAUUAAAGAUUUAAUAGAGAAUUGUUUACUGCAAAAAUAUUUUUUUUAAAAAGCAUCGAAAUACCAGGAUAUAAUUUUACAUUUUAGUUAACAUAUACUGCAGCAAGGAAAACGCCCGUUAUCGCCCGUUAUGGCAUUAUACUUUUUAUUUACUCAUCUUUUAAGGCAGCUACCUACUUAUACUUUGUCUGAAGCCGGUUCUAUGCGAGGCUUCGUCCUGACACCCGGUGCGCUCCUCGCGCGAGCUUUCACCGAGUUGUGUUUCGACGAGCGAAUAACGAGCGCGUUCUCGGCGCUGAUGGCCGGAAAUUAGAUUUCCUCCCGUAUGGGAAGAACAAUGGAGAAAUCGAGGGGCAAUAGCUGAAGCGCCUUUAUCAGUCGUAUAUGGCAGCUCCUCGUCGCGCGCCGCUUUGAAACGUUACGCGUUUUAGUCCCAGAACGUUAUUUUUAUAAAUUAAAAGAUAUAUAUAUAUAUAUAUAUAU